UAAACGGAAAGUCCGACGAGAAUCUUAAAAAACAGUUGACUGAAUUGUCCGCAUAUUUACAACAGAUGCAAUCGAAAGAAAAAAUUGUAAACUCGUUGCUAUAUUAUGGUCUCAGUUUGAAUAUGUCUGACUUCGGGGGAAAUUUUUACAUAACAUUCCUGUUAUCGGGAAUCGUUGAACUCCCGUCUCAACUAUUGUCGCCACUAAUGCUACGAUAUAUGGGUCGCCGAAAACUCUACGCUCUCUUUACGUUCAUAACUGGUGUUUCGUGUUUCGCAAUAAUUCCCGUCCAAAGGGAAUGGAUUAAAGUAACGUUAGCUUUAAUCGGGAAGUUUUCUGUGAGCACUUCCUUUAAUGUAUACUCAAUACACGGACCCGAACUCUUGCCAACAGUUUUGAGACAGAGAGGGAUGGGUUUCGCUUCUUUUGUCGGAAGGGUUGGAUCAAUAAGCGGACCAUUUAUGAAGAAUUUGGCUGCCGAUUAUGGCCUAACAUUGGUGAUGAUACUGUACGGUUGUCUCAUGUGUGUCGGCUCUGUGUUGGGAUUAUUACUUCCCGAAACCAAAGACCGAGAAAUUCCCGACACUAUUGAAGAAGCAGAACGACCUUGCUAUUCUUUAAAAUAUACCAUGGUCUCGAGUAAAAUGCCAGAGGUGAAACAUAUCGCUGACAUAGUGGGCGAAUGGGGUAAAUGGCAACUAUUAUUGUUCUCGUUUUAUUUUCUACUAUUGGGAACCGAUGCCAUUAAUAACAUGGCCUAUGCUUUUCACGCUUAUAAUAAUGAUUUUUGGUGCAGUGAUGUUCCCCCAGACUAUACGAAUAAAACAAAAGAUAUGAAAUGCUUUAAAUUCACGAAUCGAAGCGAGAAAUGCAAUGAAUGGACAUAUGAUUGGUCUGUAUUCGGAAAGACAAUUAAUACUGAAUGUGCGAUCGACAAUAUAUGGCAUCGUUUUCGCAAACGGCAUAUAUGUUGGGAUAUGUAUUCUCUGGACUUGUAUUCUCACACUAUUCAGACAAAUACGGCCGAAGAA
Medioppia subpectinata is the source of this 1031-nucleotide messenger RNA. The record is from the annotation of a GenBank genome assembly. NCBI's taxonomy places the organism in Eukaryota, Metazoa, Arthropoda, Arachnida, Sarcoptiformes, Oppiidae.